AUGCCCACCACACAACCCCUCCUUCGCCCCACCACCUUCUCCAACAAUAUCCCCCCAACCAAUCGUAUCCGCCUAGUCCCCCACCUUGAUUCCCGCCGUGCCCUCCGUUUCGAACCCGUCUCCUGCGACCUCAGAGACGGUGACACCCCCCUCCGCAUCGGCCGCUUCACAGAUCGCUCAGACACAAACAAACUAGCUUUCAAAAGCAAAGUAGUCUCACGAACUCAUGCAGAGAUUUGGAGCGACAACGGCAACUUUUACAUCAAAGACACAAAAUCAACAUCAGGCACUUUCCUCAAUCAUCUCCGCCUAAGUCCUGCAGGCUCUGAGAGUAAACCAUAUCACCUUAAAGAUGGUGAUAUUGUACAGCUUGGAGUCGAUUAUCAUGGCAAUGCUGACGAUAACUAUCAAUCCGUAAAGAUAAGGAUCGAGGUCGGACACGAGUGGCGUGCUACUGCAUCUGCAUCAUCUGACCGCACAAUCACAUCUUGGGAGUCAUCUAGCGGAGAGCCAGUCGGUCAUCCCCCUAACUACAUCGACACGCUCGCCAAAUAUUCUGAUAAUUCCUUCAUUACCACCCCCUCAGGCGACGAUACGGUGGGGCUGUGGAGCACAAAGACACACCAUCAGACAGGUCAACGCACCACGGAGGUUGAACGUGUCGCAAUUUCUCCCCAUGGAGAAGUGCCCGUGAGUGGAGACCAUGUUGGGAAAGUCCGACUGUGGUCUAUCGGAGACCGUCUACUUGAGCAACGCAAGGCGGAGGGAAGGAUGAGGGACGGUGAAGCGGCACAGCAACAGCCACUCUUCACAUUCAGUGACACGCAGCUGCACUGUCACGACGGUCAAAGCAGCCAUCCCUCGGAAACUGACGAAACCUUAGCGACUGUCUGGGAUGCAUGCAUUGCCGGGGACCUCCAUACGGCGGAAGAGUUACUGACCCAAGAGAUCGACGAAGAUGGCGGAGGCAACGAUUCCUAUGCCAUUCGCUCACUUGUAAGGGCGCGAAAUUUUGAGUGGGAUGAUGCGCUUCAAGACGCAGUCAAGUCAAUUGCUGUACAGCCCUCGUUAUGGGGGUACAUUUCCAAGGGCAUCGCCCUCUGCGGCAACCAGCAGCUUUGGGACGCGAUGGAAGCUUUCGAUCUUGCUUUCAUAUUUUCGGAACACGACUCGAAUCCGAUUAGCAUCGAUCUUUUACUAUUGAUCAAGGCUGUUGCACUUUUCAAUGCCAGUUGCCACGAUGAGGCGAUGCGGCGAGUUCACGAUCUCAUCGGCGCUUACCAGCACUCAGAUACAUUUCCGUGCAGCGUGGUCAACUCGUAUCUACGUGUGCAGCUUGCGAUGAUUGCCUUCGACAAUGAGCAGUACAGCGAAGCCGCUGAUCAACUUACGGCCGAUGUUACUACCACAACCGGCUUGUUCUCACUCAAAAUGCCUUUGGAACCUAGAUUGGAGAUCUUCGCGCUGCUCUUCGGCUGGGACUUCGACUCUAUACAGCAAACUAUUCAUCAAAGACGGUGCGAAGCCUUCCUUCGUGCAGACCGACUCCCCGAAGCGGCCGAAUCUCUUCGAUAUAUGAUGAGCAUGCUUGGCGAACCUAAAAAGGGCAGCUGCCUCGAAUGGUCUACGGCCUUCAAGCAAGACUGUACUGCGCGGUGUGUCGCAAAGGCAGAUGAGGCCGUUGCCGCGGAUAUUUACGAGAUGGCUUUUGACCUGUAUUCUGCAGCGAUUGAGCUGGAUUCCUCGUCCCAUUUCCUCUUUGCGCACCGUGGCAAGGCGAAGUUGGGACGAAAGCUCUAUGCGGAGGCCCUUCACGAUGCGGAGAAGGUUAUUGAGCUGAAACCUUCAUCUUCUCUUGGGUAUGAACUGAAGUAUGCAGCACUUCAGGGGGCACAACGCUAUGAUGAAGCAAUCGAGGUCAUCACAGCCAUGCUCAGCAAGUUGGAUGAUCCCCCCGAUGCACAUAUCCAAAAGUUGCGUCAGCAGUAUUUAAGAUCUGAAGCAGUAGAUGCUAUUGGAAGGGCUAUCCACGCUCACCUGGAAAAUGCCCCUCUUCGUCUACUCAACACCUCCACCGGGCGUUUGUGCGAUCGAGAGACUCAAAUAAACGCCUUCAUGGAAGGCACAGAGUACAGGGAACUUCUAUUUUCAUGGAUGACAGAUGCGCGCCUCCAAACAGAGCCAAUUCAAGACGCGGUCGCGAAGUACUUCAGCUGGGCCAUGUUAUCACAUAGGUGGGAAAGCAAGGAGUUGCUCCUGCACGAGAUCAAGGACAAGGUCGUGUAUGAUUUGGAUCCCGUCGGGACUACUGUGAAGUUGCAGAUGUUCUGCAAAAUUGCUCAUGAUGCAGGCUAUCGCUGGGCAUGGAGCGAUACGUGCUGCAUUGACCAAAACAACAAUGUUGAGGUUCAACGAUCAGUCAACUCCAUGUUUGUCUGGUAUCGCCAGUCAGCUCUUACCAUCGUCUACCUAUUGGAUGUCCCGCCUUGGGCAAAAUCAGGCGCACUAGCGAGCAGUGUUUGGAACACGCGAGGAUGGACUAUUCAGGAAUUCCUCGCUCCUACCGUAGUUCUCUUCUACAAAGCAGAUUGGACCCCAUAUCUCAACAACCACUCUCCCAACCACAAGGAGUCUAUAACCAUCAUGCAGGAGUUGGAAGAUUCGACAGGUAUAGAUGCUCAUGCCCUGGUCGCCUUCCGUCCGGGCAUGACAAACGCCCGAGAGAAGCUCCAAUGGGCGUCUACGCGCGUCACGACGUUGCAGGAAGACAUUGUAUACUCAUUGUUUGGUAUUUUCGGCGUCCAUCUCCCCGUAAUCUACGGUGAGAUGAAGCAAAAUGCGCUCGGUCGGCUCUUACAGGAGAUUGUCGCUCGCUCAGGUGACAUCACCGCCCUGGACUGGGUUGGAAAAUCAUCCGAGUUCAAUAGCUGUCUCCCAGCUGACAUUUCCUCGUACGAAGCUCCUCCAUGCCUGCUACCAUCCCUAUCCGAAGACGAAAUGCAGUCAUCCAUCUCCAUGCUGCGACAAACUGUGCCUGUGGAAUCAGCUUUGAAACUUUAUACCUUCCUUGACAAUCUCAGCGCCCCCCGUUUCGCGAACUUCAGACUCCAACUGCCGUGCAUCGCAUUUCCCGUCACAGAAAUCAGACGGAGGAAUGGUCAAGGUCAGGAACUGACGUGUUCCACUUAUAAUGUCAAAGCAGACGGCCUUCAAGAUUUGUUGAUCGACACGGAAAAUAGACUAUUUCAAUUCUCACGAGCAAGACCCACGCAGCAGACAUUUCUGCUCGUCCGCCCGUGGAACCGCUAUGACCUCGGGUUGCCUGACUUUGCCGAUAAUAAGACCACGGAGGCUUGGUCAUCGUGCUGGUCUCCAUCCUGGUCUGUACCAUUGUCCACGCCCUCGUCUCUGCCAGACCAUUCGCAAAGCGUUUCUGCUGCAGAACAUGAGCCGGUUGAUUCGGAGUCGCACUCGCGAGCAUUGAGGUUGAUCAUGCACCUUGGUCAGCCUUUUAGUGCACUCCUGCUGGCGCAGCAGCGUGGUGGGGAGUACAAGAGAAUUGCCUCCGAUCGCAAUAUUAUCGCACAAAUCAGGGACAUGACUGCUGUUGACGACAUGAUGGACGUCAGGACGCUAGAGAUAUUGUAG
Molecule: messenger RNA, 3648 nt
Organism: Suillus clintonianus
Lineage: Eukaryota; Fungi; Basidiomycota; Agaricomycetes; Boletales; Suillaceae
Exons: 9
Coding region: 1-3648 (1215 amino acids)
Molecular function (GO): protein binding
Source: RefSeq, a predicted model, not a curated record